Molecule: messenger RNA, 1614 nt
Organism: Theileria equi strain WA
Lineage: Eukaryota; Apicomplexa; Aconoidasida; Piroplasmida; Theileriidae
Product: signal peptide-containing protein
Exons: 1
Coding region: 1-1614 (537 amino acids)
Source: RefSeq, a predicted model, not a curated record
AUGAAGUUCAUCGCAACUUUCAUAUUCCUCUACACAUUCUGGCCCAGUGGGUGUCUAGGGGCGCUCCGUUCGGCGCCUUCAAAUGACCUUGCGCUCUGCCUCAACGUCGGAAAUCCUGACACCCGCAGGACCAGCGUCCUGGUCGAUACUACAGACGGUGUGAGUCGCACGAAAGUGACGCCGGAUGGCAACCACUACUUUGGUGAAGUCACAGAAGGCCCCAAAUAUGUCUGGGUGGGAGGCCCAGAAGAGAUGGGAACGGACGUCAAUUUGUACCAUAAAACUGGACAUUCGGAGCUCCUCAGUGUGUUGGUCAAGGGUGACGGCGGAGAUGUUUUGCUCUGUUAUGAAAAAGUUGGAGGAAAAUGGACCCUCGUUGACGGAACGGAUUUUGGGAAUAAACUCGCCCUGCUGAAACUCCUCCCCAAGGGACUGGUUUUGAGGGAGGAAGAAGAUGUAGCGAGUCCAUCUGACCCUCAAACGGUCGAUGUGUCGAACAAAUUCAAUGGGAAGACUUUUGUGAUGGAAUGCAGUGAUGCGGGUGUAGACUCCGCUACAUACACAACCAAAGGUAACGCUUACAUCACUCAACUCACAGACGGAGGCAAAAGUCUCUGGAAUGGAGGACCAGGCGAAAGAUGCCAUUCAUUCCAAUUCACCUCCAAAAACUCAACCAAACUCCUCAGCGUAUGUGUCCUCUUUGGAGGCAAGGCAUCCUACAAGUACUUUCUCAAGGGUGAUGAUGCCACUCUGCCUCUCCUCUCGGAAGAAUUUCGCGACAAACUUGUAACCGCUUUCGGAGUUGACCGAGAGUCGUUCCCUUCCACCGGACCAAGUGUAACGGUAGAUGCAAAUGUUGUGGGUGAAAAUGGUAACGUGAGUGAACCAGAAAAGGAAAGGGAUGAACAAGUUGAGAAUGAUGAAGGGCAAAAAGAGGAUGAGGAAGAAAAGGUAGGAGGACCUGAGGAAGCCAAUUUAGCCCCUGUGCAAGAAUCUGGAUUAGAUUCCCCAAAAGUAGAGGCGUCAGAUAAUCUAAAAGAGCCAUCUACGGAAUUAGCUCACCCAAAGCACAGAGUGGCCGUCAUUGGAUCUCCAACUGUAUUUGAAGAGAUUGGGGAUCCCUUUUCAGAUUGCGACUCCUCAGAGGAUCUAGAAGAGUCUACAUGUGUUCUUGGCUACGAACCAUCAUUGGGAACUCUGAAAGGAAAGGAAAGUGAACUGUGGAAAGAUAUAUUAGAAACGGAAGAGAAAUUAAACGUCCCAGAGGGUAAUGCAGAGCCAUAUGAGGAUAGAUUGGAGGAGGAAGGACCGAGUGCAUCGGAAAUAUUGGAAAUGCUAGAGAAUAAACUACUAGAAUUAGAAGAGGAAUCUGAAAUGAAAGAUAAUAAUGCAGGAGAUGAAGAAGAGCCUCUUUCAUUCAAUCCUGCCGGACAAGAAGAGGCAAAACACGUUGAAACAAACAAUUCUGAAAAACCAGACACCAACCGGGAUAACUCACCGGGAAAGGAACCUAAUCCAAAUGCAGCCGCUGCAAAACCAACAGCAACAGCUUCAUUCACUAAAAGCUCAAUAUUUACGCUUCUGCUGGUCUGCAGCGCGACUACUCUUUUGUAA